This is a messenger RNA of Bradysia coprophila, 2565 nucleotides long. RefSeq names its product Cytochrome P450 4c3 (gene Cyp4c3). Lineage: Eukaryota; Metazoa; Arthropoda; Insecta; Diptera; Sciaridae. The record is from RefSeq and is a predicted model, not a curated record. Gene Ontology annotation, molecular function: monooxygenase activity; iron ion binding; oxidoreductase activity, acting on paired donors, with incorporation or reduction of molecular oxygen.
CAAUACCGAGUAUUAAUAUCUGUUCGGUGCAUGAAAAUUCACACGAUCAAUAUUUUUGGUCGAUAACCGGUAAGCGUACGGUAUUGUUACAUUUCCAUUGGGAAUUUCUUCCGUGCUGUACAGGUUUUAUAUUCACGGUAUUGAAUCGAAUCAGGCAGUCAAUUAUUCAAUCAAUUAAUUGCAGCAGAAAAAGACAAAAACAUUGUUAAAAUACGACGAAGAUAUAUAAUUAAGUUGUCUGCUCCUGUAAUAGUGCAGAUUAUAGUGACCAACCGCAUAAUAAUACAUCUAUACAUCUAGUUCACCAUAAACAUACAGUCACAUAAUAAUGCAAUGAAAUAAAUCUUAAAAAUUAACAACUUUGAACUUGAAAAUCGGAUACACGAAAACUCGCUUUCGGUAGUAUAACAAUGCUGUCCAAACAGUCUCAGUUCACAUACACAAUAAAAGCCAACAUUCAAAUAUUAUGAUGAAUUUUGAGUAGAAGGAAAUUUGAAUGGUUAAAUAAUCGUUUGAAUACUCACACAAACACUUACAGGUGAUGGUUUAAUGUUCGGUCGAAGAAAAAAAAAACUUUAAUCAUAACAGAAAUUUGGCUUUUAAGUUUUGGUCCGCAGUCAAGUACUUUUAGUUCUUCGGCAGCUUUAGAAUGAUGAUUAUGUUGAGACAAAAGUUCGCUCUAUAGUCUCUAGAAUUAGAUAUAUUUGAUCUGGUGUUCAAUCGGGAGUGACAUAAAAAAUUGAAAAUUGAAAAUUAAAAGAAGAAAAUUUUAACAAAAAAAACAAAAACAAAAAUUAAAAUGCAAAAUCAUACCUACUUUUUUGAGGAUAUAAUUAUCCAAAGUGUUGUGUCUUCGAAAUCAGUGAAUUUUCUAUCAUACUUUUCGCCCGUCACAAUUUUAUUCAGUUUAAUUUUCUCGGGCAUGAUUCUUGUAUAUAACGCUAAACGAUCGCGGAUGGUGAAAUUAAUAAAUAAAAUACCGGGGCCACCAGCCUUGCCGUUUAUUGGGAAUACAGUGGAAUGCAAUGUCGAUCAUGAUGAAAUUUUUGCCCGAAUCAUGGGAAUUCGUUAUCUUUGGGGAAGACGAUCGGGAGUAUGUAAAGCUUGGUUCGGUACCCUUCCGUACGUCUUUGUGUCGGAGGCUUCUAAAGUUGAGACAAUAAUGGGCAGUCCAAAACACAUCGACAAGAGCAGAGAUUACGAUUUUUUGCAUCCAUGGCUGGGAACAGGUUUACUUACUAGUCACGGACAAAAAUGGCACAGCCGUCGGAAGAUUUUAACUCCAGCAUUUCAUUUCAAAAUUUUGGAAGAUUUCAUCGACGUGUUUCGCGAACAAAGUGUUAUGAUGGUAUCGAAAUUGGAGACUGAAGUCAACAAAGAUUCGUUUAACAUAUUUCCAUACGUUACGUUGUGCACCUUGGAUAUUAUUUGUGAAACAGCGAUGGGCAGAAGUAUAAACGCACAAGAGAACAGUGAUUCAGAUUACGUCAAGGCGGUGUAUCAAAUUGGCGAAAUUGUUCAGUCACGACAGUCCAAGAUUUGGCUUCAACCCGAUUUCAUAUUUAAACACACUGAACUCUACAAAUCACAUCAACGAUGUAUUGAAAUUCUGCAUGGUUUCUCGUACCGUGUAAUACGCGAACGGAAAGAAGAGAUUACGAAGGCGAAAUUAAACAAUAAUAAUUUAACCGACCACAACGAUAAUGCGACACCGGAGACACGGGACGAUGAUGUGGUAUUUGGUAAAAAGAAACGUUUAGCAUUUUUGGAUUUAUUGAUCGAGGCAUCACAAAACGGAACCGUCCUGUCCAACGAUGAUAUUCGUGAGGAAGUGGACACAUUCAUGUUUGAGGGCCAUGACACUACUUCCGCUGCUAUAUCGUGGACGUUAUUCCUACUAGGAUCCAGUCCUGAAAUUCAGGAUAGAGUUAUCCAGGAAAUCGAUUAUAUUAUGGAUGGUGAUAGAACGCGAGCACCCACCAUGAAGGAAUUAAUGGACAUGAAGUACUUGGAAUGUGUGAUCAAGGAAGCACUACGAUUAUAUCCGAGUGUACCAUUGAUAGCACGACGAAUAAAGGAAGACAUUUUACUGGGCGAGUACACAAUUCCAGCUGGUACCACUGCUAUCAUUGUUACAUAUCUUCUCCAGCGCGACGCCAAUGUAUUCCCCAAUCCAGAACAAUUCAAUCCCGACAAUUUCUUACCGGAAAAUUGUUAUGGUCGUCACCCCUAUGCAUACAUUCCGUUUAGUGCAGGGCCACGCAAUUGCAUCGGUCAGAAAUUUGCAAUUUUAGAAGAAAAAUCUGUGAUAUCUGCAGUGUUGCGAAAGUAUAAAGUUGAAGCGAUCGACCGAAGGGAGGAUUUAACGUUGUUAGGUGAACUAAUUUUGCGACCCAAAGAUGGACUUAGAGUAAAAAUUACAAAUAGAGACUAGUACGUAGAAUAUGAGUUGAAUAUUUAAAACAAAAAAAUAUUUUUAAUGUUAGCUUUAAGUGACCAUGGAUUUUAUUCGUUUGUAAGCCAUUUUUUUAUGAAUACAAGUGCAGUCGUUGCAUAUUAUUAUUA